This is a messenger RNA of Nematocida minor, 252 nucleotides long. RefSeq lists its product as uncharacterized. NCBI's taxonomy places the organism in Eukaryota, Fungi, Microsporidia. The transcript has a single exon. Bases 1 to 252 code for a protein of 83 amino acids. The record is from RefSeq and is a predicted model, not a curated record.
AUGCCAUCCCACGAACAAGAGAAGAACGAUGCAAGAGUAGAAGAAGAGCAGAAGAGCAAAAUAGACCAAAAGAAGGACAUACUGUCGCUCCAGGAAAGAGUGAAGCUGCUGGAAGACCAGAUAAAACAAAAGAGCGAAGAGCUUUCGAAAGUUUCAGAGCUGGUGGAGAAGCUGAAAAUCAUAAACACGCUCCUACACAAAGAAGUGUGCAGAGAGUACAAAACACUGGGCAUCCCCGUGGAAGCAGAAUAA